Messenger RNA from Thecamonas trahens ATCC 50062, 1425 nucleotides. Its product is annotated as Zdhhc9 protein. Gene Ontology annotation, biological process: protein targeting to membrane; peptidyl-L-cysteine S-palmitoylation. The coding region runs from base 1 to 1293 and encodes 430 amino acids. The record is from RefSeq and is a predicted model, not a curated record. Lineage: Eukaryota; Apusomonadida; Apusomonadidae. Gene Ontology annotation, molecular function: protein-cysteine S-palmitoyltransferase activity. The transcript has 2 exons. Gene Ontology annotation, cellular component: endoplasmic reticulum; Golgi apparatus.
AUGGGCAGCAGCGGUGACGGCGGAGAGGUCAAGAGAGCAAGCUCAAUCUCGCCGUCAGACUCGGGCUCCAGCUCGGGCUCGGGCUCGGGCUCGGGCUCGGGCUCGGGCUCGGGCUCGGGCUCGGUCGUGGGCUUGGGCGGGGAGGAUGUGGAGUACGGCGUGCUGGAGUCCGAGGUGGUGGGCGUGAUGGCGGAGGAGGCUGUGAAGGUGUAUCAUCCGACGAAUUCGACCUUUCCGUGCGGGCAAUCAGGGUGUCGGCCAAAGACUCUGUCAUGUGUCUCGGGCAAGCAAGACGGUGUCAUCUGGGGCACCGUCCUCCUCAUCACCAUCCCGACCCUGGCGGUAGCUGUUGGUCCGAUCCCGGCCUUGAUGGUGCUACUGCCGGCCUUGGGCUACUUUGGAGCCGUCGUCCUAGUCUACGGCUAUCUGCUGACAAUGGCGGCGCUGAUCGCCACCGCAUGUACCGACCCGGGCAUUCUUCCGCGGUCGCGCAGGCCGGCCGAGGUGGGCACGGGUAUGGGUCACGCCCGCCUCAAGAUCGUGGGUGCUGCUCGCGAGGGCGAGACUCCGCUGCACCAUAACAUGACUUGGUGCCGGUCGUGCAGCGCGUACCGACCGCCACGGGCUUCGCAUUGCUCGCAGUGCAACAACUGCGUCGCCAAGUUUGACCACCACUGCCCAUGGGUCGGCAAUUGCGUCGGCGAGCGCAACUACAAGUUCUUUGUCACUUUUGUCACCUUAGUCGUCAUCAUGGCCGGCCUCGUCAUGCUUCCGCUGGCCAUCGCCGGUAUUCUGGUUGUUGCCAGCGCCAGCGAGGCCGAUCUGGACAAGCUCUGGCUGGUGCCGGGUGUCGUCUACGGCACGUCCGCAAUCUCAGCCUUUAUCAUCGUCAUGGGCUUCUUCCCGGUCCUCGGCCUCUGCUGCUACCACCGAGCGCUCAUUUGCCGCAACGAGACGACGAACGAGAGCAUCAAGGCCACGUUCUUCCGCACCAAUCCGUACCGCGCCUCGCGGACUGCCAACGUCCUCCGCACGCUCUGUAUCCAUCGCCCGGCCGCGAUCCCGUUCCACGACAUUGUCGAUCUCGAGGCACAGGACCUUGCCGCUGUGGCUCAUCACUCGGACAUGACCGUCGUCAAUCCCAAGGCUGUCCACUCCUCAGCCUCGCACUCGGACCCCUCGCCACGGACCCGUGCCCCACGCGCCGCCGGCAAGUCCCGACCCCGCCCCCGCUCGCGAUCCCGCUCUCGCUCACAAUCGCGCCCACGCCGCUCCAAGCGGCAACGCAGGUAGCACCCACCUCGCUGACAUGUUUGUGUGUGUGUGUGCAGCCAGGGCUUGGCGACAAUGUCUUGUAUCGCAGCAGGGAAACAACCAAUGUGUAGCCUUUACCCCGCCCUUACUCCCCAACUACCUACCGCAGCG